GUAUUAUCAGUCCCCGUGCACCGGAAAGUUACAAAUCCCUAAUCCGACAGUAAUUACUUCCCUGAUCCAGCCCCAGAAUAGCACAUUCAAGUUCCACCGCAGCAGUUCCUCAUUCCCUAUUUGUGGGUUCGCUUCUCCGUUUCAAUUUUUCUCCACGCAACAUUGCUUCUGAUCCACAAAACCAAUCGAUCAGUGUUAUAAUUGUUCAUCUCGUCGUCCCGAUUCCCUUCGUCCCCACUCGCAAGCUUUUCUGUCCUGUGACCUUCGCCAUUUCCUGUAAUGGUCUGACAAUUACGGCUCCUUCGUGUUUCUGUCUGUAAUGUCGUCGUAGAUUCUGGAAGGUUCUCUUCAACUGCUGAAGAAGAGCUUUGGCUCAUCUGCAUGUUCCUUCUUGGAGUCGGGCAUUAGGGAAUUGAGCUACUCUCGUUUGGUUGAUAGUUGAUUCGAGGAGUGGGGAAGAAUUAAGGUAAAGGAACGAACUGGGUUGUUCAGAUAGGUGUAAUGGCGGGAAGGGAAGUGCGAGAAUACACCAAUCUCACCGACCCCAAAGAUAAGAAAUGGGGAAAGGGGAAAGAUAAAACAGACGAUGAAGAUGUCACCUUUCAGCGCAUGGUUGCAAAGGUUAGCGCAUCGCCUCUCCUAAUCCUGAUCUUGAUCUCACCAAUCAUUAUUUUGAAUCUGGUAUUUAGCUCUGUUAAAUGUGAUAAAGUUCAAUUGCAAGCCUGUUUAACACUAGAAUGGAUAGUUACGGUAGAGAACAAAGAGGAUGGAGAUCACACAAGUAGGAGUUAGAUAUUUUUGGUUGUUUUGCAGAACGAAAAGCUUUAAUAUCUGAUGAUAGCAUUUCUCAGCAAAUUGGGUUAUUAACGGAGUAGUGCUUAAAACAUAGACUGAUGGAGUUGUCAAUUCAGGUGCAUGGUUCUGAUUUCUGAAAUAGCGUAGGCUACUGCUCUACAUCUAGUCGUUUGAUGGCAGGUGUCUUAUGUUGGUAACUUAUAAUUUUUGUAAAACUCCUCGAGUAUUUUUCUGAUAACAUGCCCUGACAGGGAUCCUGGCUUGUCCUAUGGGGCUGAUAACUUGGCCAGAUGCAAGAAGUUGCUGGAGAACGUGGAGGCUAUCUUCAUGGGCGAGGCGCUUUGGACAGUGACGACCUGCUUUACCUCAAGGAGCAAAUGGAAGCUGAAGAGGAUGCUGAAAGGCUCCUAAGGCGCACAGAAAAAAGAGCAUUUGCUGCGUUCAAAAAAGCUGCAACCUUGGCAGAUACUACACCAGCAACAGUUCCAUUACCACUUCGCGUGGAGCCCAAACCGAAGAGUGGCAUAAGGCAGCAGGAUCUACUGAAAAAAGUGGUGGAAGUUAAACCCAAACGUCCCAGAGUUUCAAGCAAUCAUGGUUCAGAAGAUCUGAAGCACGAGAAAUGCCGGGAGACGAAAGAAGAAGAGUCUGAUGUAUCAACAUCAUUCAAAUCGGACUGUGAAAGUAGUAAGCAAACAAAACUUGAAGCAGAGGGAAAUCCUGUUAAAAGCUUACUAGGUUUAGCAUAUGAAAGUUCUGAUGAGGAAGAGGAUUGAGGAGAAAUGCUGCGAAGCCCCGUUGUUAUGUUGUUACGAUAGCAUUGUUCUUAUGGUGUUGACAUGCCUCAUGAAAAUAUUUACUCAUGGCGCCAUGUUACAAUGUCACUCACGUUGGACUGACAAUUUUGCGACGCGUAAGUAGUAAAAGUAUCGAGCUGAUUUAUGCGGCUGCGUGUGUUUUCUUUCUCUGUGAUUAUACGCUCACUAUCUCGACAGUGUUUUCGAGCAAUUUAAAAGCUUUGAUGGG
Linum tenue is the source of this 1821-nucleotide messenger RNA. NCBI's taxonomy places the organism in Eukaryota, Viridiplantae, Streptophyta, Magnoliopsida, Malpighiales, Linaceae. The record is from the annotation of a GenBank genome assembly.